AUGGACGAGGAGCAGCUGCAGCCGCUGAAAAGGCCCUGGACAGAAUUGCACAAGAAACACACUGUGGCCAGCGAACACCGAUGCAUACAAUGGGUUCCCCAAGUGGACGUGGUUAACGACAGUCUGGACACAGCCUUGUUGUCAGUUUACAGUCAUUCGGGGCUAUCGUUUCCUAAGAACAAUGAAGUGUGCAUGCAAAAAGAAACUUUUAUGAUGUGUUUGAAGAAACAGUUGAAUAGUAUUCGAUCAGAUCAAAAGGUGGAAAAGCUUUUUAGAAAUCAUCCUUUGAAAAUGGGUGGGCUUAUUGGUGAACGAAAAGACAUCAAUAGUAUUAAACUGGGUUUAGUUGGCAGUCAUAUUUCACAAACUAAUCAUGGAUAUUCAAGAAAAGAAGAUGGCACUUUUUACAAUUAUUAAAAUAUUAUAAGGUUAGUA
Messenger RNA from Rhopalosiphum maidis (corn leaf aphid), 435 nucleotides. RefSeq lists its product as uncharacterized. The record is from RefSeq and is a predicted model, not a curated record. NCBI's taxonomy places the organism in Eukaryota, Metazoa, Arthropoda, Insecta, Hemiptera, Aphididae. The transcript has 3 exons. Bases 1 to 417 code for a protein of 138 amino acids.